AUGUCGUUCGAGGAAGUCGGUGUGGGCUUCGUGCAGCACUACUACAACUUCUUCGCCAACCAGCGCGACCAGCUGGCCGGUAUUUAUCGCCCCAACACGUUGUUGACGUGGCAGAAGGAGCAGGUGCAGGGUGUGGACGCGAUCAUGGCGCGCUUCGCAAACCUGGGCUUUACGGAGGCCGCCUUCAAGCAGGACAGUGUCGACUGCCAGCCCUCGAUGAGCGGUGGUGUGAUCGUCAUCGUGAACGGUGAGGUGAAGUUGAGGGAUGAGCAGCACUCGCUCAAGUUCAACGACUUCUUCCACCUGGCGCAGGACAACGGUCAGUGGUACGUGUCGAACCAGGUCUUCAACCUUGUCGGUGGUGGUGGUCAGUGA
Messenger RNA from Leishmania mexicana MHOM/GT/2001/U1103, 375 nucleotides. RefSeq names its product ntf2-like. The record is from RefSeq and is a predicted model, not a curated record. NCBI's taxonomy places the organism in Eukaryota, Euglenozoa, Kinetoplastea, Trypanosomatida, Trypanosomatidae. Gene Ontology annotation, cellular component: nuclear pore central transport channel. The coding region runs from base 1 to 375 and encodes 124 amino acids. Gene Ontology annotation, biological process: nucleocytoplasmic transport. The transcript has a single exon.